Penaeus vannamei (Pacific white shrimp) is the source of this 4835-nucleotide messenger RNA. Its product is annotated as transient receptor potential cation channel subfamily A member 1. Lineage: Eukaryota; Metazoa; Arthropoda; Malacostraca; Decapoda; Penaeidae. The record is from RefSeq and is a predicted model, not a curated record. Gene Ontology annotation, molecular function: protein binding.
GGCAUCGUCGCUCGAAAUGCUUCCAGUCGUAUCCCGAAGCUCAAAAGAACGUUUAGAGGCCGGGCGUGUUCGGUGUGUAAUUUCCUGAUCUACAAGCUGUGCAUUCUUCAGUUAGAGAUAGCGGCAAAAGCUGUGUAUAUUUCGACAUGCCAAAAGAAAAGGAUUACAGCAGUAUUCCUAUGGAUUCGAAGGAAGAGGCGGAUUUUUCCACGUUCUGGAACGCCGUUCUGAAAAGGGACGCGACCAAAUGCCAAACACUGCUGCAAGGAAAUUCUGAGCUGAAGAAAAAAAUCAAUCUCAAGAAAAACAAUUCAACUGUUUUGCAUUUACUUGCGAGUAAAAUAACAAAGGAAGAGGGAACCAGCAUUUUAAAAUUGCUACUAGACCAUGGAGCCAAUGUCCGAGCUGAAGACAAGGGCGAAAACACCCCCCUUCACUUGGCUGCGAAAGAAGGCCUGGAGAGCUUCUGCCAAACGCUCAUCGGGUUCCAGGAAGCUCACAACUCGAGUCCCGACUUGGACAAGACGAACGCCGAGGGAAUGACGCCGAUGCACCUCGCGUCCAAGAUGGGAUAUUCCAAUAUUGUCAAGCUAUUCCUGGACAAGAAGGCGAAUCCUAAUGUGUUAAAUAACGCUCAUUGGUUGCCUCUUCAUCAUGCAGCCGACGGGGGAUUCACUGACUGUUGCUCGCUCCUGUUCCCUCUUUAUGCAGGAGACGAGUCCCUUGGGCCCUCUGUGAAGUCCCCGCUCAUGCUGGCUGCCCACGGGGGAUGGUAUCAAUGCCUCGCUGUGCUGUCCGGGGAAAAAACGGAACUUAACAGGAAAGGCCCAAGAGAAAACACAGCAUUGCAUGUGGCUGCACGGUCAGGUUAUACGCUCUGUGUCAAGGAGCUCGUUAGAAUGGGAAGUGAUAUUAACGCGAAGAACAAGAGUGGAAACACUCCAAUAAUGGAAGCAACACAAACAGGUUUUAUGUGUACUGCGAUAUUUUUGGCAGAGAUGAAUGCUAAAUUAGAUACUAUAAACAAAGAAAGCAAAAAUCUCCUCCAUUUAGCCGCUUGGGAUCCAUCCGGGGAGUGUAUGGACUUUUUCCUAAACAAAGUCGCAAAUAAGAGAGACAUCGCAAAAAUGAUUGAUAACCAAGAUUGUCACGGAUAUACACCUCUUCAUUACGCCCUCAAGAAGAGCGGAGAGAGGAACGGCCUGUUGUUACUAGAAGCCGGUGCUUCCACAAAGAUGAAAUCCAACAACAACGCGAAGACCUGUUUACACUUAGCGGUAGAAAAUCAGAAAAGUGCCGCCGUCAGGAGAAUAUUGAGCCGUGGGGAGUGCGAACUGGACGCCGAACUCAAGACCAAAGAGACGCCAUUCCUCCUCUCAACGAAGCUAGACUCGAGCGACAUAUGCCUCCAGCUCUCGAGGAAAGGUCCUCGAAAGAAUGCGGUCAACAUGUAUGGCCAGACAGCUCUACACCUAUGCGCUCAGUAUGGGCAUCCGUCCGUUAUGAAGCUGUUGCUCAAGCUCGGAGUCGAUAAAUUUGUCAAGGAUGAUAAUGGCUCCGAAGCUCUGCACACUGCCGCUGCGAGGGGGAACGUGAAGUGCUGCAAACUGCUCAUGGAAGCUAGUAAAAUGAGCUGCAAAGUGAAAGAUGACAGUGGUAGAUAUCCACUUAACAUUGCUUUUGAAAAGGGACAUCGAGAUGCGUUCAGUUUCCUCCUGAACAGUCUGCCUUUUAAGUCGUACCAAAAUCUGCCUGGUGGACUGCGCAUCGCGAUCCGGUCCAUCGCACAGACUGCUUUGGAAAACAGAACCAGGUGGGCGGUGGAAGGGGUGAUCAGCAGCGCUUUCUGGGAGGCCGGUUUCGGAGCGUCCGUGGUCGGCGAGACGGACCCGGCCAGCAACGCCAAGAGGAACGUCCCUUGCCACAAUUUCAGGCGUCUGGUCCUCCUCUACCCAGACCUCGCUCGGAAGGUGCUGGACAAGUGCAUCAGCUUGCAUCCCGUCACCAAGCACACGGUCUAUGACUUCAGGAUUUUCGAGGACAACUUCUUCAUUGAGAAAGAUAUAAGGAAAAGUCCGUUCGACUUCUCAACGUGGAAACUCUUACCCGAGGCGGAAGACCUGUAUUCUGAUAAAGUGGAGUGGAAAAGGAAACAUCCCGUGAACAUGAUGUUAAAAAGUCAGUCAAUCCAUUUGCUUCAACAUCAGUUAACGACGGCAUGGCUGAAGCACAAGUUUGUGACGUACACAUGGCUUCCGUUUAUGCUGGUCCUGAUCCUUCAUAUGCUUUCUGCAUUUGCGCUCAUGGGAUAUAUGUUUACAGUCCGGACGUGGGAACAGUUGGCAAGAAAGAAUAACAUGACAGUCGAAGAAAUAUGUGCUAAACAACCGGACUUCCUCACGGAUUCCGACGCGACAAAAGCAUUCUACUCAAUUACAGUCAUCCUGUUUUUAUGUGAUAUGGUGUUAAACGUCAUGUAUAAGGUGCGCCUACAAGUGUACAAGUAUGGUAAUUUUGGAGCAAGAUUCGUUGACUGGAUUUACGCAGCCUGGAUGUUGGCGCUGCUUCUCCCGAUCCCCUACUGCGGCGUGGUCAGCCUCGGAGUCAAAUGGGUUUACCUUUGGGAGUGUGGCAUUUUGUCAAUCCUAUUGAUGUGGGGACGCCUGGGAAACACUGUGAGCAAAGUCCCUUUUAUAUCGGUCUAUACGCCAGUGACUCAGAAGUUCGUGCUUUCCUUCCUCAAGGGCAUGUUGUACGUGCUGUCGGUGCUGUUCGUCUUUGCCUACACCUUCCUGUUGUUAUUUUCAGACCACGCGGCUUUCAGUACAAUUUACCAGGCGUGGGUGAAGUCCGUGACAUGGAUGUUUGGAGACCUGGGUUAUGAUGACACAUUCAUUGAGAAAUCAGUUUACUAUCCAGUGUUUUCCAAUAUCCUUUUUCUUCUUUUCCUGUUAGUCAUUGGUAUUGUGAUUGUCACAUUGGUGAAGACUCCAGCAGUUGAUGAAGAGGAAGUGGAAGUCCAAAGGCUGGGAAAAUUUGCAGAAAUGAUCCUAAAAUUCGACGUGUGUUUUCAGUGCUGCAGAAAAAAGGUAGUUAGCAGUGGAACAGCCAAUCCAGGUUUUAUGUUGAGACUGAAGAAAAGCUUUUUUGAAGAUUGUUAUCGAUUCUGUGGAAGGCGCCAUGUUGUUGGCUGGACAUAUAGCACUUCAUACAGUUUCAUGUUUCGACUUCAGAAACGUUUGCUGCAAUAUUUCCUAGGUUCCUGGCUUGUUGAAUCGUCAAAUGAAAAUAAUAUUGAUGAAGGUUCCAGAAACGAAGAAAUUAUUCGUAAAUUAGAUGAAGUUAUGAGUCUGUGCAAUCAUCUUGUUGACACUGUUCGAAAGCAAGAAGAGGAAAUUUCAAAACUAACCCAAAGGAAGUUGGAAAAAUAAAAACAUUUGCAUGUUAGUACACUUUUUGGCAUCAAAAUUCCAUGACUUUCCAAAGAGGUUUUGUUAUUUUUCCAUGACUCAGUUUUCCUUUAACUUUUUGGGCAUAUUCACGAUACAUGUAUCCUAUUACAUGUACAAUAACUGUAAUUUUUAAAAAAUGUCAAAAGAUUUAUUUAAUGAUUUGUGAUUGUGAUUUAUUGAUAUUUAAGUAAUUAGCUGCUUGAAAUGGAUCAGCAUAUAUGUUUUUUUUUUCAAUAUUUCACUAGUUACUUCACUCUUCCGAAGUUUAUUUUGAUUUCUUUCUGAAGACUUUCUCAUAAUAUAAACUGACAAAGAAGAAUUAAAUUCCCUCUAUCCAUGGUUACGUAGAGAUAUUGUGUCUUGGACUAAUAAAUAGUACCAGACUCAAUAUAAAAGACGUAUGGAACCAUUUAUUCUUAGCGUGACUCGUUAAAGAAAACUAAAAAUUUCUAAAUAGACUUUCUCCCCAUUUUAUAUCACAUGGCUGAUACAUAUAAUUAUUCAAGUGUGUAACACAAACACGCAACAGUUACCGAAUUAGAUCACAAGUGCCAGAAUAUUUUUUUUCUUCUUUUCUUUUUCUUUUUUCCCCUUUUUUACAGCUUGUCUACAAAUGUUAGAGUACCAUCACGAAGACAUUCAAAUACAGAUCUGUUAUCUGGUGGUGGCAGCAGUGGCUCCGAAAAGGAUAUAAUACUAUUUGUAUCACUAGUCUCCUAGUAACGCUACAUAGUGUUGGUUUAAUCCUGUCCUGGGCAGGUGCUUGCUUCUGUAUUUUGGGGUGUCGGUUCUUCCGGCCGUGACAAAGGGGUGCAUUCGCCGGAAUUGCUCGAGGGGGAGAAAGUUAUUUGGGCAAGCAAGGCUCAGGCGUGGUACGUGCGAUGCAAGGAAGGAAGGCAGCUGCUAGGGCCUGGGUGCGAAGACGAACCCAUCCAGCUCCUGGAAGAAUCUCUCGGGCACGAAUAGAAAGUUGGAGAGCAUACAACUAUAAACAGUGAAUCCUUUGUGCUACUGAAUAAAGGUCUGCUACUCAGGUAUUACUUUCACAUACUCUGUAAUAUCUAGUUUAAACUUUAUCUUAAGUAGAAACACCAUUCAACAUGAUCGUAUAUAACGUUAAAACAGGUACAGCAUUUGAUAUCAAACAUUUGAGAUGAGCUUCUACUGUAAUCACUCAGGGAGUAGCGUGGCGUUGACACUGGCCAUGCUAAUGAAAUAUUCAGUUGAUACAGACUGGAUAAAGGUCAAAGACAAUUUUAUUAGGUUUUAAGGUAUGUGUUUAGUCUUUACAUUGUUAUUGAUUUCUGGAAAAGCGUUUGUGCUGCCAGUGUAAGCUUAUUGUAUUGUUGUAUUUUCCUGUUGACAUUAAAGUGAUUGAUAUAG